AUGGCUUCUUCGGUCGAUCAGUCCCAAGAGGACAAAAUCAAAGAUCUUCUAGAAGAUCUCGAUACCUACAGAUACAUCUACGAUGAUCUCCUCGCAACGCGGGGCGACUGUGAAGAAGCAGACGAGCUUCGUGCUACCAUCAGGAAUAUGGAAGUCCAGGUUGCCGCACUCCUUGGUAGUCCUGUUUCUGUUACUCAAGCCGCCCCGACACCACAAGUGUCGUCGCCCACUUCGCAGGUCCGGACGCCUGCGGCUGCUCCACGCAUGCCGUCGAAUGUUUUCACUGGAAUCCCGGGAGAUUCAUUUGCAUCCCCUCACUGGCCUUCGGCUGCACCUUCGCCUUUCGCGGCCGAUUCCCGCAAUUCGACGGUGCUGCCAGCUUCACCAAUGAUGCAGUCUUCUCCAGAUAAUUCUCGUAAACGCCAGCGUCCACUAUCGCACGCCUCGCCCACGACACAGGGGUCAUCAAAAAGAAUUGCUCCCUCGCAGUCUGAAUCUCGCAGAUCUCAACUCGACGCGAUAGAUGCCGAAAAAGAAGCCACCCUUGCCGAGAGUAACCGCGUGUACAACCAAUGGAUCGAUGCGGCAGGUGACGAUCUAGCUCACGUAACGGAGCUCCGAGAAGAGCGUGAUGAGCAGGCGAGGUUGAUUGAAGGAGAAUUUCUAUUGAAACGAGACGAAGAAUUGGCUCGUGUACUCCAGGCCGACGAGGAUCACAGUCAACGUGCCAUCAAUGGCUUCAGUGAGCAGAAUGGAUGGGAUCUGCCAGACCGCAGCCAACCGGUAAAACGGGAGCCAUUUUCAUCAAAAACCAUUUCUGCCCGUCAAACACAUGCCCCGAUAGCCCCAUUCAAUAAACUCACUCCAUUCAAUUCCGACGAUGAUCUUCAAGAAAUCACUGCUGAUUCGUUUAAUUCUCGAUCCGGCAAGCAGCCAGCCCGCCAAUCUAAUUCCUUCACCUAUCCACACGCGUCUUCUCUUCCCUCGCCAUAUUCCUCGAAUGGACCCAAUUCCUCGCAGAUGCCAUAUCCCUCUCAGUUGACAUACCCCUCCCAAAUGAAAUACCCCUCUCAGUUGACAUACCCCUCCCAAAUGUUGUAUCCUUCCCAACUAGCGUAUCCUUCCCACAUGGCCUAUCCCUCCCAAUUGUCGAGUCCCUCGAAGAUGUCCUAUCCCCCAUCAGCAGUUUCCUCCAGAGUUUUGCCCUGGGCGCGUGACCCUUCACGCACUCCAAUGCCUGGUGCAUUUGACAAGUUCGAGAAGGCUUUUGACCUUAUUCGCAACCAGAACGAAAUAUUCGAUGACGAUGCUGACAUAGUGGCCUACAAUGAGAAAGAGUUCCCUGAAGAUAUCAAGAACUUACUCGGCGGUAUCAAAGACAUUCGAGAGGCAACUAGAGCGGACAAUGAGGAGACACCACAUGCGCUUCGAGUUACAUUGAUGAAACACCAGAAGAUCGGCUUGAAAUGGAUGAAGGCUAAGGAAGAGAGCAAUCACAAAGGAGGAAUCCUUGCAGAUGAUAUGGGCCUUGGUAAGACUAUCCAAGCGAUUGCGCUGAUGGUUGCUCGUCCAUUCGAAGAUGAAGACCGACGCCCGACUUUGAUUGUCGCACCCAAGGCACUUAUGGAUCAAUGGAGACUCGAAAUUCAGCGCCAUGUCAAGCCAGGAAGGCACCAAUUAUCAGUCUUGAUAUACCAUCAACGGCGCAGGCCCUGGAAGGAGCUCAAAAAGUACGAUGUCAUUAUCACAACGUUUGGUACCAUUACUGCACACUACAAAACAUUGCUCGGGGCGGAAAAGAUGGCGGAGGAAGGGCACCAUGCCACACACGUUCAAGAACGCAAAGAUUUGGCGGGUCCACUCUGUCCUGCCGCCAAGUGGCACCGAGUCAUCAUCGACGAGGCACAGAACAUCAAGAAUCCAAGCGCGAAGUCUUCAAUGGCAUGCUGUCGACUUAAUUCUACGUACCGUUGGUGUCUGACCGGUACGCCCAUGAUGAAUCGUCUCGAAGAUUUCCAGUCCCUAUUGGGAUUCCUCCGGAUCCGACCUUACAGCAACCCAGCAAAGUUCAAGGCGGAUUUCGUGAGACGCAUCAAAUCUGGCUGGGGAGGAGAGGAUGUUAUGAAGCAACUACGCGUCCUAGUCAAGUCAGUCUGUCUCCGACGUACAAAAUCCUCCAAGAUUGAUGGCGAGCCCAUCUUGCAACUUCCACCAAAGGUCACCGAGAAGGUCCACGUUGUGUUUGACGAGAGGGAAAGCCAGGUUUAUGAGGAGCUCAAUACGUCUACUCAAAGGCAGAUCACCCGAUACCUCGACUCCGGAACGCUGGGCAGAAACUACAGUCAUGUUCUAGUUCUGCUUCUUCGUCUUCGGCAGGCAUGUUGCCAUCCACUCCUCAUGCAGGAGUUCCGAAACGAACCUUCCCCGUCUAUCCCAGGGGUAGAUAAGAUCGCCAACGCCAAGCUUCUGAGCGAUGCUGUAGUCCAGCGUAUUAAAGAAAAUGACGACGAAGAGGAUGGCACCUGCCCUGUCUGUAUGGACAGUGUCAAAAAUGCGACUAUUUACAUUCCAUGUGGACACCAUGUGUGCUCGGAGUGCUGGAUCCGCAUUUCCGACUCGGCAGCUGCAAAUGGAGCCAUCAACCUCGAAGACGAUGGUCCAACUGUGAUCAAGUGUCAGAACUGCCGAGGACCUGUGGACCCCACGAAGCUCACCGACACCAUUUCGUUCAAACAAGUUCACGAUCCCAGCACGAUGGCCGAAUCUGCUACCGGAGACGGUGGCAUUGGCGGGGCCAACGACGAGGAAGACUCAGAAGCAACAGCGAGCAGUGAUGAAUAUGACUCCGAUAGCUCUACCGAAGAGAGUGAGGGGGGAUCAAAGAAGAAAUCCAAGUCUCUAGCCGAGUUGCGUAAGGACGCCCUGAAGAACAAAGCUGAGAAGAAGAAAUACCUUCGCCGCCUCGAGAAGGGCUGGUUCCCCAGCACAAAAAUCACCAAGACGCUCGAGAUCCUCCAAGCCAAUGAGGAACGUGGCCUAGAAGAGAAAACUAUCAUUUUCAGCCAGUUCACCUCGCUCUUGGAUCUUCUCGAAGUCCCCCUCGCCCGUCGCGGAUGGAACCACACCCGCUUCGACGGCAGCAUGGAUCUGAAAGAACGCAACGCCGCCGUGACGGCUUUCACCAACGAUCCCGCAUGCAAGGUCAUGCUCGUCUCACUCAAGGCUGGUAACUCAGGCCUGAACCUCGUCGCCGCCUCGCAUGUUAUCAUGUUCGAUCCUUUCUGGAAUCCCUACAUUGAAGACCAGGCUGUUGAUCGCGCCCACCGUAUCGGGCAGGUUAGAGAGGUCUUUGUUCACCGUUUGCUUAUUGAGAAUACCGUCGAGGAUCGCAUUGUUACUCUCCAGGACCAGAAGCGUGAGCUGAUCAGUGGUGCUCUCGAUGAGGGUGGUACUAUGAAUGUCUCCCGUCUGGAUGCCAGGGAACUUGCUUAUCUCUUUGGUGUGAGGGACUUGUAA
Molecule: messenger RNA, 3516 nt
Organism: Penicillium crustosum
Lineage: Eukaryota; Fungi; Ascomycota; Eurotiomycetes; Eurotiales; Aspergillaceae
Exons: 4
Coding region: 1-3516 (1171 amino acids)
Cellular component (GO): cytoplasm
Molecular function (GO): ATP binding; ATP-dependent chromatin remodeler activity
Source: RefSeq, a predicted model, not a curated record